Penaeus vannamei (Pacific white shrimp) is the source of this 1477-nucleotide messenger RNA. Lineage: Eukaryota; Metazoa; Arthropoda; Malacostraca; Decapoda; Penaeidae. The record is from RefSeq and is a predicted model, not a curated record.
AGAACAGCCAAGUGGUGUUAUUGUUUACAAAUUGGUGACAGUUCUUGCUUUAAAAUAGCGAUAAUUUUAGUUGAAUUACUCUAAUUUUCCCGUGAUUAAGCAUAUUGCCGUAGCAUUGCUUAGCAGAAGUGACUAGCCAGAAUGGACACCCAGAAACAGAACGAGGAGAAGCUACGGGAAGCCUGCUGUUAUGGCGACAACGAAGCGGUCAUUGCUCUGGUUACGAGAGGUGCAAACAUCAACAGUAGACAUGAGAUAAAUGGCUGGACUGGACUACACUGGGCUGCGAAGCGAGGGAAUUUGGAAACCGUGAGGUGGCUGCUGGCUAAUGGAGCUGAUCCUAAGUUAACCAACAACCAGUCUCAGACACCUGCUCAGCUGGCAACGAAUCCACACAUACUGCAGUUAUUGGGUUGGUUUAUCAACAAAUGUAGAUCCAAUUAUAGAGAGAGGAGAGAUUAUAUUAUUCUUAUAGACCUUCCAACAGCCCCAAGUUCUGAGUCCCUCCCAAUCACGCCCAGUUACAUGGCACAUCCCCCGCCAAUCAACCAGACAAGCCACAGCACAAACAGCCCACCUUCGAAGCCACUGACCAACGGGAUUACAGAGGUCAACGGGUAUCCUGGCACGGGCAGCCUUCCUUCCAACAACAACCCAUCCACAUCUAGCUGUGUUCCUCGUCCAGGCAUGAGUCCCUCACCAGCACUGGAAUUAACUCAGAAUAAACCUAAAGAACUGGUGUUAAAGGUUCGCGUUGCCAACACGGAUGACCCAGACUUCAUCGAAAUAGACUUCCCCAUUACACACAUGAACUUCAGCCACCUCCUCACUGUGUGCUGUAAGGAAUUAGCUGUUAAUCCCCAGAUGGUGGAGAGAAUAAGGAAACUUCCCAACACACGCCUUCGAAACGACAAAGACGUGAAGCGCCUGGAAAACUUCACCGAACUAGAGCUCGUCAUUAAAGGGCAGAGCAGACCAGCCAUAACACGAUCAGACUCCCACUCUACGUCUAAAAACAGCUACCAGUCCAUUUCUUCCUUUAAAAAUCAGACUAUUUUGUACUGAUCAAGGAAUUUUUUCAGGAUACAGUGUGUUCUCUGGAGAUUUUGUAGAAGUGACGUGCUGAUUUUUAUUUAUAUACUGAUUUUAUGAAUUUAUCAUUUUUGUAUUAUCAAAUAUUUUUUUUGAUGUGUUUUGGGAAAAAAAGAAAGUGUUUUUACACCAGGAUGUAGAUGUUACAUUUGAAAAAAGUCCAUUUGUAGCGAGCUUCCAGAUUAUGUAUAGCAUGAAGAUUGUAAUAUACUUGGCUUUCAUUUAUGUUUUGUAAGUAAAUUAGAAUAUUAUAAGGAAAAAUAAUCUUAACAAAAGAAAAGUACCAAAGCCUUGCUUUUCAUUUGUUUUACAUGUCACACGCACACACGCACACGUGCGCACACACACACACACACACACACACACACACACACACACACACACA